GACGUCGUUAGUCUCUUGUGGAUUGCCAAAUAAGUCAGUACUCGCUAGUGGUGGUGACGGGAAGUUGAUGUGUCUAAAGAUAAUAGCAAAUUGGGCUUGUUGAAGAACAGGCGCAUUGUUUUGGAUGAAAGCGCCAAAGUGCUCGAUCCCUCCUUGGCCGAGGGUCCGCCUUUCGCUUCUUUGGAACCCAAGGGAGCCGAGUGGAACAAUAUGUCUCCAUUGACCAGGAACAAAUGUUGGGAUUUCAUCACGAACUCUCUCCACUCUCGCUGUUAGAGACCAGUGAAACUGAUCCCCUGUUUGACAUUUUCAAAUUUCCCGCUUGAAGCUGACUAGGUGUAGUGGAGACUCACUAAAUGGUGUACUUCAUAGCAUGUGUUGACUUUUGGAAGUGAUUCCCGUGAUUCCCCCGUGAUUCCGUCCAAGGUGAUGCCGGGCCGAGAAUGGAACUUCUUCUUGGCGUGAAAGAAUUCUACUCGCCACUCACAAAGGGAAAAGUAGAGAUCAAUUGUAGUCGCAUAAUCCAUCAAAGCCCUAUAUCAGAGUGUCGAUCCAACGAGCAAGGUGAGCAAGACUAAGGAGAAGAAGGCGACGAAGAAGACGACAUCUUGAAUUCUGAAAAGACCAUCCUAGAAAGAGACAGAGAGAUUGGGAGAGGGGGAAGAAUAUCAUCCGUCAGCUCUUGGGGCCCUCAAAACAACCCAACCACUAAUGAAGAUGCACGUCAUGAUGAGGCCGCCAACUUGAGAAGAGAUCAAAAUCCGCCAUCCACGAUUCACCAUUGUCAAAUUCGGAGGAUCCUCGAGCGACAAAGCCGAUCGACGGUGCUGAUCCUCUUCUCUGAGUUAGCCAAAGAUCGCCCAGCCAAAAUCAUUCCUCAAACGAAACCAUCCAAGACAUCAUGGACUGACUGAAAGUGAGAACACCGAUUAGAAGGAACCCGAAAUUUUCCCUGGGAAUUGCAAUUCACACUCUCACGCGUUUCACAUUGCUAAAGUUACAACCUGUGGGUGCGUGCGUGUGUGUGUGUGUGUGUGAUUUAUGUAUUGACUGACUGCCUUCUACGCGUGACGCCAGUGGACACGGUCGAGGACAAAUAUUGGCCCUUCCAUUGAUCCCCAAGCGAAAUAAUGGACGAGCAUAUAGUGCUUCAUGACUCUACCACCAUGACUACUACCAUCGAGGGGUCCUUCCCUUUAGGGAUCACCACGGCCUCGAACCAUUUCAAUGAGACGGUCGUGAUCCACUUCUCGAGGCCGGCCACCAUUUUUGCGGCGGUGUGUGCUUCGAUUUUCACCGUGGUCGGGAUUGCGGGCAACCUGCUCACGGUUGUAGCUUUGCUGCGAUGCCCAAAACUCCGAUCACACGCCACCACCUUAUUCGUGAUCUCGUUGGCCAUUUCGGACCUUCUCUUUGCCGCCGUCAACCUUCCUCUCACGGCCUCCAGAUAUGUCCAAGAAGAAUGGGUAUUGGGAGCAACAGUCUGCCGAUUGUUCCCAUUCUUCUUCUACGGCAACGUUGCCGCAUCGCUGAUGAACAUGGUGGCCAUAACCAUUAACAGAUAUGUGCUGAUAUCGUGCCACGCCAACUACAGCCGCAUCUAUUCAAGAUUCAACAUCUUCCUCAUGAUUGUCUUCGUGUGGGGCUUCAGUUUUGGUAUUAUGAUCCCGCCAUUGGUCGAGAUUUGGGGCACCAUGGGCCUCAACGAGAAAACAUUCUCCUGCACAAUUCUCAAGAAGGAUGGCACUUCCCCGAAGAAGUUCUUGAUGCUGUUUGGCUUCAUGAUGCCCUGUAUCGUAAUCACGUGUUGUUACUCCGCCAUAUUUUGCAAGGUUCGCCAAAGCCGGAAGAACGUGCAACAACAUCUGAACGGAGGCACUGGGCCCUCAUCCAAUAAUACUCAAAUCCGAAACCAAUAUCACACUAAUUCGGUGCAAUCGGCCCAACGCCGGGAAGAUAUUCGAUUGACCAAGAUGAUGCUCACCAUAUUCUUGUGUUUUGUGGUUUGUUUCCUACCAUUGAUGCUGGUGAACGUGGUAGACGAAGGAAUUCGAUACCCAUUCUUGCAUAUUCCAGCCUCAGUUUUGGCUUGGGCGUCUGCAGUUAUCAACCCCUUUAUUUACGCCUUCAAGAAUCGCCAGUAUCAGCAAGCAUUUGCCAAGCUCUUUCAAAACUUCUUCCCAUCCUCAAACAACGGCCGACCGUCUUCUUCCAAUCCACGGGCGGUGGUGGGCACAGGUGGCCAAUUUACUAAUGGUCAGCGAGCUUGCGUGAGGCGGCUCAAAAAAGGCGGUCUGGACUACGACGACCUUGUUCCCAAAGAUGGGCCGAGUCGGCCGCCCAGCCUUGGCCAGGCCACGUCCUCUAGUAACAAAACCACUACUACCACUACCUCUGGUGGCACAAAAACACCCUCCGUUAUGUUGAGUCACAAUGACGUCUCUUCUGCUAACUUGGGUGGGAUUCAAGUCAUUGCCAUUUUGGAGGAGCAACUGGCAGAAUCCGAACAGGAUGCAGAUCCUGGUGCACAUACUAAUCUGGCAAGCCAGCAGCAGAUAAAAUUGAUUCGUCAUCUGAAAGAGGUGAUUGCCCCCGCUGGACAGUCCCAACAAAAUGGAGGCACUCAUGUCACCCACGAGACUACUGCCAAGACCAACACGAACCUGGAUUCCAGUGCGAUUCAACUGAGCCUUCAUAACAAACCAAAGGAGCUCGAGGAUGCUUCCAAGUCAUCAGUUUAACGUCAUUUUAACGUACGGGACAACCCUCCCUCAAACACGUACUGCCAAGAACCAAGAAUGCAAAACAAAAUAUGAGAACGAAACCUGCCGUAAAGAAUAGCCGGAGCUAUUCACAGCUCCCCAUUUUCCUACGCAAAUGAAGCCUUCACUCCUUAAUAACCUCUUCGCCAUGAUCUCAUACGUCUUAUACUUUCAUGCAAGUAAAUACAUUUGCAUUUGGAUUUCAAAUUAUUGCUUGAUAAACACGACAAAUCUCUUUAAGGUCCUUUCUCUGCGUUCUUUCUUUCAUUAAUGAUCGUCAUGUUUGCAUUGAUGAAUUAUGCAUGCCACAUUUCAUAGUUGAUAAAUAAAAUAUUCCAAUAUUUAUGCAAUGGA
Messenger RNA from Tigriopus californicus, 3116 nucleotides. RefSeq names its product protein trapped in endoderm-1-like. NCBI's taxonomy places the organism in Eukaryota, Metazoa, Arthropoda, Copepoda, Harpacticoida, Harpacticidae. Gene Ontology annotation, cellular component: membrane. Gene Ontology annotation, biological process: G protein-coupled receptor signaling pathway. The transcript has 10 exons. The record is from RefSeq and is a predicted model, not a curated record. The coding region runs from base 1131 to 2741 and encodes 536 amino acids. Gene Ontology annotation, molecular function: G protein-coupled receptor activity.